GACCCAAGCAGUACAUAACUGACGAAGUUGCUGCUGAAUUCGACAUUGAAAUCCUUAGGUUGCCCAUAAAGCACUGUAUGCUGAAUCCGAUAGAAAUUGCUUGGGGUGGUAAGUUUGUCGUCUCUUUUAUCAGUUACUAAUUCUGAUUUUAGGCAUGAAAAACUUUAUUCGAGAUCAAAAUACGACAUUCAAAUUGGAAGAAGUUCGUACAUUGGUCUCUAAUUGGUUAGCCGCUUGUGAUGAAACAGCGGCCACUGUAUUUUUUCACCAUGUUCAGAAAUAUGAAGAAACAUUUAAAAAAGCCGAUCAUUUUAUAGAAACAAUUGAAUUAACAUUAGUUGAUGAUGCUGAUGAUGACACUGCUGAUGACGAUGCUAUUGAUGAUGAUGAUUCUGAUGCUGCUAGUGAUGAUGAUGAAUUAAAACUCGGCAUAGGUGAAGAAGAGGAUGAAGACAAUUGA
Rotaria sp. Silwood2 is the source of this 460-nucleotide messenger RNA. NCBI's taxonomy places the organism in Eukaryota, Metazoa, Rotifera, Eurotatoria, Philodinida, Philodinidae. The record is from the annotation of a GenBank genome assembly.